Molecule: messenger RNA, 2911 nt
Organism: Monodelphis domestica (gray short-tailed opossum)
Lineage: Eukaryota; Metazoa; Chordata; Mammalia; Didelphimorphia; Didelphidae
Gene: AQP7
Product: aquaporin 7
Biological process (GO): glycerol transmembrane transport; water transport
Cellular component (GO): basolateral plasma membrane; plasma membrane
Molecular function (GO): urea transmembrane transporter activity; glycerol channel activity; water channel activity
Source: RefSeq, a predicted model, not a curated record
ACUCCUUGCGGGAUGAGAGGCUCCAGCAGUAUCUAAGGGAAAGAUCAUCUUGUAAAGUGAAACAAGAUCUCCUUGCCAAGUGGAGGAACAUGGCAACCAAAAGCAUCACAGGUGUCCUCCCAACUUAACCUGAACCUCAUUCACUGGAUUGUCUUUGAGUGACUUUGGGCUGUCUCCUUAAAUAAAAUCCACCCUCAUUGGAAAAAGGCUUGCUGCCAUUGACAGGAGUCAAAAGAAUAGGCUCUUGACUCUGAAGGAAGAUCCCAAGAUAUAAUUUAUUUCAACUCAUUUAAGAUGUCGGCAGUGAAGUUGGUUGGAAGCAGCUCGGACAUGGCAAAUAAUACCCUACCAAGAAAUCUAGACCAUAAUAAUCCACCAUUAAGGAGAAUCCAGACAUCAAGUGAAGUAAUGCAACGUAUGCAAGAUGCUUUGAGAGGAGACAUGAUGCGAGAAUUCCUGGCUGAAUUCAUGGGUACAUAUGUGAUGAUGAUAUUUGGUUUGGGAUCUGUUGCUCAGAAGGUUCUGGGGGGGGACGCUUUUGGGACAUAUCUCACUAUCAACUUGGGCUUCGGCUUUGGCACUACCAUGGGGAUCCAUGUGGCUGGAGGAAUCUCUGGAGCCCAUAUGAACUCAGCUAUUACCUUCACAAGCUGUGUUCUGGGUCAGAUGCCCUGGAAGAAGUUUCCUGUCUAUACAAUGGGACAGUGCUUUGGAUCCUUUUUAGCAGCAGCCACCAUAUAUGGCCUCUACUAUCAGGCACUCAUACGGUACACAGAUGGGAAUCUGACAGUAACUGGACCCCUGGCAACUGCAGGCAUCUUUGCUACUUAUCCUGCCUCCCACAUGACUCUGUGGAGGGGAUUCUUGGAUCAGAUAUUCCUAACUGGCUUGCUCCAGCUGUGCGUGUUGGCCAUCACUGACAAGAAGAACAGCCCAGCUCUGCAUGGGACCCACGCGCUGGUCAUAGGCAUCCUCGUAGUCGCCAUCGGCAUUUCCCUGGGCAUGAACACGGGGUACCCCAUCAACCCAGCCAGGGAUCUGCCCCCGAGGAUCUUCACAAGCAUAGCAGGCUGGGGCAAUGAAGUCUUCACAGCUGGAGAGAGCUGGUGGUGGGUCCCUGUGGUUGCCCCACCACUGGGGGCCCUCAUGGGUGGCAUCACCUACCUGAUCUUUGUUGGACCCAGCAACCGUCCUCAGCAGCGAAGUGUGGAGCAUAUCCUGCCUAAGCCUCGAGUCCUGCAGCCCAUGAAGCAGAAGGUCCCUUUCAGUAUUCUACCCCUGAGUCCCAAUCCUGCAACCCUGGACCCUUUUGGCCUGGAGAAAGUAUCUCAUAAUACCUUGGGGGUAUUGGGGACUGAAGGGUGGUCUCCCUUCCAGGGAAAUGUGCCACUUAGGAGAAGAGACUUAAGAAAGCAAAGCAUUAAAUAAUAAUCUUGGAUUUUUAAAAAAGGGAUUAAAGGAAUAAUCUGAGCCAAUUUCUCAACCUUUACCAGACAAAGGGUCAGCCAGAAUGUGUACCAAUACCUUCUUUAAAUCUCUAGUGGUGGGGGCAGCUGGGUAGCUCAGUGGAUUGAGAGUUAGGCCCAGAGACAGGAGUUCCUGGGUUCAAAUCUGGCCUCAGACACUUCCUAGCUGUAUGACCCUGAGGAAGUCACUUGACCCCCAUUGCCUAGCCCUUACCACUCUUCUGCCUUGGAGCCAAUACACAGUAUUGACUGCAAGACAGAAGGUGAGGGUUUUAAAAAAAAUCUCUAGUGAUGAAAUUUGGGGUACUGAGGGAGAAGCUUAAGGAAGAUAGAUCCUGGGAUCACAGAUUUAGAGUUUGAAGGGUGUAAGGGUCCUUUAGUUUCAACCCCUUUAUUUCAUAGACCCAGAGAGUUAGAGUGAUCUGGCCAAGGAGAUCAAAGUGGAAAAUGGAAACGUUAAUAGGUGGACCGCUUGUUUUGGAAACUCUGGGGACCUCGCCUUACAACUUGCUGGGAUAAUGGGGGGAGUUCACUGAAGGGGGGAGCAGGUGAUGGUUGAUAAACAGUAGAUACCUGAUGAGGAAGGAGUCCUUCCUCACCUAGCUGUGGGGAGGAGCCUGGGUCCAUGAUCCGGAAAGAUACCCUUGAAAGUCUCCAGAACUCUGAUCCAGCCAUAAUUCCAGAGGUCUGAGAUGAAGCAGGCUGCCCACUUCCUGUCAGAGGAGAAAUGACUCAAGGAUCAUGAGAACACCUUUUUUUUUUUUUGGACAUGGAUAUGAUUUGUUUUACUUGAUUAUACCUAGUUGUUACAAAGGCUGUGUUUUUCUUUUUUUUAAUUGGGAGAAUGCUGGAAGGGAAAAGAAAAAAAUACUUUUUUUAUUGAAAAAAUGUUUUUAACUUCUAAAUUUGGGGUCUUUUUUUUUUCAAACUUCUUCAAGUAGGGAUUUCUUCCUCUACACACACCCUCAUCCUCCUGAUGAAACAGUGUGAGCUAGAAGUCUAAGAAUGGCUGUGGCUAUUUGGCUGAGCCAAACAACUGGGGAAUUAAAUUAGUUACCUAAAAAACCCACCCAACCAUGUCCAAGUUUGAUUAACACAGUGGAAAAGGGCUAGAUUUGGACUUGAAGAUCUGGAGGAAAAUCCUGGCUUCAGUCAGUUGAUCCCCUCUCUGGGCUAUCUGUAAAAUGAAGGAAUUGGACUAGCCAGGCCCUUUUAUGAUCCUAGAAAUUCAUUUUUGGGUCCAUGGGAAGGGAUGCUGGUUCAUCUUGCCUCGUGUAGAGAAGCAGAAUCUAGUCACCCCCAUGUUUCAUGGGCGCUUUUCUCCCCACUGUUCUCGGGUGGGGAAGUAGACCCUUCUUAGCACCCAGGUCUUGUGUGUGUGUGUGAGUGUGCGUGUGAGUGUGAAGAACAAGAGCAGUAUAUAAAAAGAAUUGGAUGAACUGUUC